Molecule: messenger RNA, 5702 nt
Organism: Pectinophora gossypiella (pink bollworm)
Lineage: Eukaryota; Metazoa; Arthropoda; Insecta; Lepidoptera; Gelechiidae
Gene: FeCH
Product: ferrochelatase, mitochondrial
Exons: 10
Coding region: 268-1449 (393 amino acids)
Biological process (GO): heme biosynthetic process
Molecular function (GO): protoporphyrin ferrochelatase activity
Source: RefSeq, a predicted model, not a curated record
UCACUUGCUCUUAUCACAGCUGCUGUCAUGUCAUCUUUUUUCGGCUUUGUUUAUUAAAAUAAUUUGAAGAAACUUUCUUCAUAACAGUGUAUUUUCCUUAAAUAAAUCUGUCUUAAAUACGUUUCUUCCUUCCGCAUUUCUUAAGAACCUAUGUGUGCAUUGAUUACAUUUACAAAGUGGACAGGAAGGGAAAAUUAAUACAUUUAGUGAUUUUGUGAAAUUUCGUGUUAUUAAUCGGAAAUUACGUGAAUUAAUACAAACUGCAGGAUGUUGUCUUCAUUUUAUCGCAACAUGAGACUGCCCAGAAUGUCGGCAGCGUACAGCACCGCAGCCAAACCUAAGACUGCCAUAGUCCUUCUCAACAUGGGAGGACCGAAGACCACUGAUCAGGUGGGUGACUACUUACACCGUAUCAUGACAGACCGCGACAUGAUCCAGCUGCCAGUACAGAGCCGGCUCGGGCCGUGGAUCGCGCGCAGGCGCACCGACGAGGUCAAGAAGAAGUACGAAGAGAUAGGAGGAGGAUCGCCCAUAUUCAAGUGGACGGAGACACAAGGGAGACUAUUAACAGAUGAGUUAGACAAGAAGCUGCCGCAGUCAGCGCCACAUAAGUCAUACGUCGCCUUCAGAUACGUGCCGCCCUUUACAGAGGACACCUUCCAACGGGUUGAGCAGGAGGGCGCCGAACGCGUGGUAAUAUUCUCGCAAUACCCGCAAUAUAGCUGCGCCACCACAGGAUCCAGUCUCAACGCCAUUGCGGAUUACUUCAAGGAACGACCAAUCCCCACAAACGUGCAGUUCAGCAUGAUAGAGCGCUGGGCGACGCAUCCGCUGCUUGCGCAGGCGCAUGCUACGCGCAUCCGAGAGAAGCUGGACAAGUUUGACGCCCAAAUUCGUUCCGAUGUACUCAUACUCUUCACUGCGCACAGCCUGCCGCUCAAGGCAGUAUCUCGCGGCGACACGUACCCUCACGAAGUGGCUGCGACAGUCGCGGCGACGAUGGCCAGUCUUGGAGUUCCCAACCCUCACAGGCUGGUGUGGCAGUCCAAGGUGGGCCCGUUACCGUGGCUGCAGCCCUACACAGAUGAUGCCAUCAAGGACUACAGCAAAAAAGGCCACAAACACAUGAUUCUGGUGCCGAUCGCGUUUGUCAACGAGCACAUUGAAACAUUACACGAAUUGGACAUCGAGUACUGUGACGAACUCGCUAAAGAGGCGGGAGUCGCGCAGAUUGAACGCGCGGCGACGCCAAACGACCAUCCGACGUUUAUCGCGGCCCUCGCCGAUAUAGUGGCCACGCAUCUCAAGAGCGAUACACCAAGGGUCUCCAAACAGUUUCUCACCAGGUGUCCACACUGCGUUAGCCCAAGGUGUCAAAUGUCAAAGAAUUUCUUCAAGAGGCUAUGCGGGAUCAAUGUGAACAGAGAACCAAUUGUAACUAACUCUUAAAUUGCACAAAAAAGACACAAAACGAAAAAUAGGUUAGAAAACAUAGUGUGAAAUUUUUGGGUUAGGUAAGCGGACUCUGAACGGGAUAACGCUUAAAUGAUGUUAGAAAAGUAAUAUUGGAACGUGUCGCCUUCCAUCGAUACACUGUCACAUUAUCGUGGCUAUUUGGCACAUCUGCAUGGCCAUUUCGUCACCAUUUACCUGAUCCCCUGAUGUAAACCCUCCCCCACUCUUAUGCAAUCUGUCCCUUACAGUUAUCAUAGUUUAUUUAUUCAUUUUAUUUUUACAGUUUUACAUUCAUGACAGUAAAAACCAAUUGGAAUGAAACAAACACAUAUUUUAACUAGAAAUAGCGAAAUGCCACAUCUGUGAAUUUGGCCACCGAACAGCUGUACAGGUCAACGUCCGCUAUUGAUCGCUCCGUCACCUUUUGUUACACUUUUUCGAGAGGAGUCAUCCUCUGGAGACUUUAUCUCCACUAGUUUUUCUCCACUCCUGUACACAAAACCCUCUCCCCUCCAUUACGUCCUUGGGCCUGUUUCAUAAAACUUACAAUUGUAAAUUACAACGACAAUUUGGUGUUCAUUACGUAGCUAAUAUGAAACUGCAAAAUAUUCGCGGUCACACAUUCCGCAAUGUACAUCAAAUUGUCAUUGUAAUUUACAAUUGUAAGUUUUAUUAAACAGGCCCCUUAUCGCCAUUUUGUCACAUUCCUUUACUCACUUCGUCACAUUUGCAUGACCACUAUGUCACAUUUGCGUGACCACUAUGGCACAUUUGCGUGACCACUAUGGCACAUUUGCAUGACCACUAUGUCACAUUUGCGUGACCACUAUGUCACAUUUGCGUGACCACUAUGACACAUUUGCGUGACCACUAUGGCACAUUUGCAUGACCACUAUGUCACAUUUGCAAAACCACUAUGGCACAUUUGCAUGAGCACUAUGUCACAUUUGCAUGACCACUAUGUCACAUUUGCAUGAUCACUAUGGCACAUUUGCAUGAGCACUAUGUCACAUUUGCAUGACCACUAUGUCACAUUUGCGUGACCAUUCGGUGAUUUCUUUCGCCAUGAAUAUGUGAUUACGUGACUCAUUUGGCAAAGGGUUUUAUUUUUUUUUUGUUUAUCAGACAGAUUAAUAUAUUUCAGAAGAUGCUUCCAUAUUAUUGUGCCAUUACACAGACUUGUCAUAUUUAAAUCAGGGGGGUUAAAAUGGCCACAUCGAAGCAAUCCAUCUAAGGAAGCAAUAUUGCAAUUUGACAUUUGCGCAUGUGAAAUUGCAAUAUUGCUUUCUUAGAUGAAUUGCUUCGAUGUGGCCAAUUUAACCCCUUUAUUAUCAUAGAUAUAGUGUAUUUUCAAUCCAGAAGCGCAGGUUUGAGGCCCGGCACCAGAACUUGUCAAUGAGUUGUUGAUUUAUCUUAAGUGCAGUUUUCACUCACAGUUGGCUCGACCAUUAUAGACGGCGAUACGGCUCACCUAUCACGUCGGUCUAACAGAAAGCUCAGUAGCACUACCGACUUAUGGUAAUCGCAAUUUAAAAGCCGUAUUUGACGUCGAUUUUUUUUUUAAUUUCUGGGUUUUUUUUUUGGGUUUAAAAGCACGUUUGGGUUUCCUAUAUUUUUAUUUGGUUUUCAAUGGUUUUGUUAGUAUUUUUACUAAAGGGAUUUCACUUCUAAAGCUGUGCGUCCACUUUACUGGUCUCGGAGCGUACGAAGCAUCUUUACGAAAGAGAGACUUUCCAGGCUACGUUCACCAAAAACAAUACAGAUGGCGUUGUACAGCUAUUUCUAUUUCUAUUACCUAUUUUCUCAUUACUACAUACACAUACAUAAACUCACGCCCGUUAUCCCUAAUGGGGUGGGCAGAGCCACAAGUAAUCAAAGACAACUUGCAGCCACUGUUGAUACGAUAUCGUAAGCUGGAUAUGAUGAACCUUAUGGUGAUAAGGGAUCAGCCUAUCGCCCAUAACAUUAGUCCAUCAUGUUAGAGGACAAAAUCCCUCUGUCGGUUUUUACGACAUGCCCGGGAAGACAAGCAGCUGAACGUGUUCUAUGUUUUUUAUUUGCUCCCAGAACAGCAUAGAAGCAAAUUUCUUAUCUCAUUACUCGGGUACAUAAUUAUUCCAAUAUACAAUGUAAUGGCAGAAGCAUAUAUAAAAAUAAUUGUUGCUUGAUAUUUGGAUCACAUUAUGUAUAGAAUUAUGUUGCUACCUAUAUUGCUUCUCUUUAUUUUGAUUAGAAUAAUAAUGGGUAGAAGAUUUUUUUUUCUUUUCUCUUUAUUUUUUAAGGAGGGUUUUACCUAAAGGCAUGACACCCUCAUAAUGAGGCACCAAUAAAAUUAAGUAAGAAAAUCUUAAACUAGUUUUACACUUUUCGGCUCUUAAUGCCAAAAUGCACUAAAUUAAAUAGAACUUUAGCAUCUGCCGAUUCUGGAGACGCCAAAAUACUAUUCACAAUACCGACAUUGUAAUUCCUAGACAUACACCUUCCCCGUAACGAUUCAUUCCGAUCACACUCCACCGUAAUGUGUGUCACAUCUUCAAUAAUACCGCAUAAGUCACAGUUUGGGCAUUCUAUCUUGCCCAUCAUGAAUCCGAAGCUAUUCAGUGGGAUGUGACCGCAACGAAGUCGAAACGCUAGAACUAAAUCAUGUCUAUUUACUUGUAAUUGUACUUGAGUGUAAUAAAAAGGGCCAUUAUUUACCCAUAUAUCCAAAAACAAAGUCUUUUAUGUAAAAUGUCUGAUAUCCAUGAAAUUAGAAGGUUAAACGAAGGAAAAUCUGUACAGCGCCAUCUGUACUGUUUUGAGGAACGUAGCCUCGAAAGUCUAUUCGCGAGAAAUGCAUUUUCGAAGGUAUGUGACCUAACCUGUAUUGGGGUGGUUUUCCCUUCGCGGGUUAGAAGGUCAGACAGGCAGUCGCUUCUGUAAAAACCGGACCUGUCAAAUCUUCAGGUUAGGUAAGCGGACACUGUGAAGGAUUUUUGCAGAUUAUCGUUUAUACAGGUUCAAUUGAUUACCUCCUUUUUUGAAGUCGGUUAUAAGCUGCUUCGUUUGCUCCGAUUUCGGCCAAGUGUACUCACAACUAGACAAUUUUUUUUUCAUUUUUACAGACAUAAGGUAAUGAAAUAACAAGCAUUUUAAGUGAAACACGUUACCUCGCUAUAAGCAGCAAACGGUUGUAAAUGGGUGAUAGUAUACAGGGUGUUAGUGAUAACGUAACGAAUACUGAAGGGAUGAUUCAGACCAUGAUCACACCCCAGACACUUCAUACAAACAACCACGUUCUACACAGACACUUCAUCAUCAGCCCAUUAACGUCCCCACUGCUGGGGCACGGGCCUUCUCUAUGGAUGGAUAGGGAGAUCGGGCCUUAAACCACCACGCGGGCCCAGUGCGAAUUGAUGGUUAUUAACGACUGCUAAUGCAGCCGGGACCAACGGCUUAACGUGCCUUCCGAAGCACGGAUGAGCUAGAGAUAAAAACUUUCUUUUUUGUGGUCACCCAUCCUAUGACCGGCCUUUGCGAAAAUUGCUUAACUUCAACAAUCGCAGACCGAGCACGUUAACCGCUGCGCCACCGAGCUCUUCAACACAAACACUACACAUUGACAUUAUCGUACACGCGCAUCUGUGUGUGUGACGUCUGACUUCAUACGAUUCAAGUCUAAACUAUGUUGGAGUUGGGGGUGAGGUAAACCUAGCUCAGCCGCUGGUGGGGAGCGGGGAGUUGCCGUUCUAUAAGUAGUAUUAUUCCUUAUUCUAUGCCAUGAUUCUGAGUUGAUAUCAAGCGGAAUUUCCUGUCGGAAAAGUCAUGAAUAUUUUAGUGUUUUUUUUUAUUAUUUUCUGUUCAUUUUUUAAUAAAUCGCUCGCGAUUGGCCACAAUCUUCCUUGAUGGUAAGUGACGAUAUGGUCUAGGGUGGAUCACGCUUACCUACCAAAUGCCUUUUCACUCUAGCCUUGAAGACUCCCAGAUUAUAACGAGUCGGAAAAACAGACGACGGCAGACAGUUCCAGUCCUUUGCUGUUCGCAUCAAAAAAAGAGGCAAAACGUUUAGUGCGGAUGGGUGGUAUAUCCACAACUUUACUUUUGCGACGGAAUAUUCCAAAAAAAAAAAGUAUAUUUGAUUUGAUUCCACUUGAUAUCAACUCGGAAUCACGGUCUGAAUCAUCCCUCAAAGUUUUCGUUACGAUGUCACUAACACCCCGUAUUAUAAUUUUAUAAGUGAUUCAUGAAUAAACUAUUUAUUGUUUUUA